Messenger RNA from Penicillium arizonense, 1029 nucleotides. Its product is annotated as zinc-dependent alcohol dehydrogenase. NCBI's taxonomy places the organism in Eukaryota, Fungi, Ascomycota, Eurotiomycetes, Eurotiales, Aspergillaceae. Bases 1 to 1029 code for a protein of 342 amino acids. The transcript is spliced from 10 exons. Gene Ontology annotation, molecular function: oxidoreductase activity; zinc ion binding. The record is from RefSeq and is a predicted model, not a curated record.
AUGGCGACCCCUCAAACCCAAACAGCAGCAGUCAUCGCACCCACUGCUCCUGUCUCCGCAAAGGUGGAGAUCCGAAGCAAUUGCCCCGUUCCAACUCCAGUAAAUGGUGAAAUCCUCGUGAAACUCGAGUUCUCCGGGGUAUGCCAUUCAGAUUUGCACAGCAUCCGUGGCGACACACCCAUGUUGACUGAUGUGGCCGGCCAUGAAGGUGUUGGGAAGGUCAUUGGCGUCGGUCCAGAGGUUGACGAGAAACAAUGGAUUGGAACACGGGUGGGAAUCAGGUGGCUCUAUAGCUCUUGCCGGCAGUGCGAGAUUUGCGAGAUAAAUCAUACCGCUUGUCCCUAUCAAAAGAAUGCUGGUGCUAAUGUACCUGGCACUUUCCAGCAAUACAUCGUCAGUCCAGCGUGCCAUGUGACAAAGAUUCCGGAGCAGCUAUCCCCAGACACUGCAGCGCCCCUUCUAUGUGCUGGAAUCGCUAUGUACUCUUCCAUUAUGAAGACCAAAACUCGCCCGGGGAACUAUUUAGCCAUCCUCGGUGCCGGGGGUGGCCUAGGACAUAUGGGAAUCCAAAUCGCCGCUAAAAAAGGCCUCAAAGUCAUUGCAAUUGAUAGCGGAGAAAAGAAGAAGCGUCUUUGCGUAUCAUUGGGUGCCACAGAAUUCCUAGACUUCCGAGAAGUCGACAUCGUGCAGGCAGUCAAGACCAUCACUGGCUUCGGUGUUCACGCCGUUAUCUGCACAGCUAAUGGCGAGCGAGCAUAUGAGCAGAGUAUGCAAAUGCUACGUCCCCUGGGAACGCUGGUCUGCGUUGGUAUCCCUAAUCAACCAUUCAAAUUGCCUGCUACUCCGUUUGAUAUGAUUGUCAAGGGGCUCACCAUUGUGGGCAACUCAGCGGGUACGGCAGAGGAAAUGGAUGAGCUUUUGGCAAUGGCAGUUGCUGGUGAUGUCAAGGCGCAUAUUGAUGUCUUUGGUUUGGAUGAGAUCAAUGAUGUGUUGGAUCGUCUAGAGCGCUCGGAGAUUGAUGGUUUAUGA